Molecule: messenger RNA, 718 nt
Organism: Benincasa hispida (wax gourd)
Lineage: Eukaryota; Viridiplantae; Streptophyta; Magnoliopsida; Cucurbitales; Cucurbitaceae
Product: pathogenesis-related protein 1-like
Cellular component (GO): extracellular region
Source: RefSeq, a predicted model, not a curated record
UAACCAUCCCAUUUUCUCCACACCAAAACUUCUCAGUAUUUUUAUCACAAAUCCAAAACCAAAUAAUAAUGGAUCUUCUCAAGCUCUCCCUCUCCCUCUUUUGUGUCUUGAGCUUCACCAUGCUCCCAUCCUCUCUAGCUCAAGACUCGCCUCAAGACUACCUCAACGCCCACAACGCAGCCCGUGCCCAAGUUGGGGUCGGGCCAGUCCAAUGGGACGAAAGAGUAGCAAGUUUUGCUCGACAGUAUGCCAAUCAACGCAUCAACGACUGCAAGUUGAUACACUCAGGCGGACCGUAUGGGGAGAAUAUUGCAUGGGGCUGGCCAGACUUAUCAGGCACGGCUGCAGUUCAGAUGUGGGUUAAUGAGAAGCAAUUCUACAAUUAUGGCACCAAUACAUGUGCGGCUGGCAAGGUGUGUGGCCAUUACACUCAAGUGGUGUGGAGAAAGUCAGUGAGAAUCGGAUGUGCCAAAGUGAAAUGCACAAACAAUGGUGGUACAUUCAUCAUUUGUAACUAUGACCCCCGAGGGAAUAUUAUAGGCCAGAAACCAUAUUAAAAAAGGGUUUGUUUGAAAUAAGGGUUCUAGCACAAACAACAUUCUCUGCAUCCCAGUAGCCAAGAAGCUAGUGUCUAAUACUAUAGUAUUACUACAACAAGCACUCCAAUGUACUAUUCUAUACUUUUUAUCUUCUUCGAACAAAUCCUAUAUUCGACCUA